AAUAAACUCGAGAGUUUUUUCGAAAAUGUCGAGAACAUUAGCAACUACAUUAGCUUUAACUUGCAUUUUUGGCACCUUGGCGGGGCCGUGCAGCGGUGCGACCGGUGGUGCAUUACAGGUAGGGUUCUACCGAGGAAAAUGUCAUUCGGUUGACGUGGAGGCGAUUGUUGGUGGUGUUAUUAGAGCAUGGUUCUCAAGGGAUUCUACCAUUGCUGCUGCUCUCCUCCGCAUGCAAUUUCAUGACUGCUUUGUCAAUGGGUGGGAUGCAUCAAUCCUACUGGAUGGAAAGAGCACAGAGAAAACUGCUGUCCCUAAUCUUAGCGUUCGAGGCUAUGAAAUAAUUGAUGCAGCCAAAGCUAUUGUGGAAACAAUCUGUCCAGGGGUGGUUUCUUGUGCUGAUAUUAUUGUUAUGGCUACUAGAGAUGCUGUUGCCCUGAGUGGAGGGGUACGAUAUAUUGUACAAUCUGGAAGAAGAGAUGGAACGGUGUCUCUUGCUGAGAAUGUGAAUCUGCCAGCUCCUUCAAUAUCAGUAUCAGAUUCUAUCAAAGCUUUUUCCAAGAAGGGACUUGAUUCUACUGAUAUGGUUUAUCUUCUUGGUAGCCACACGGUCGGAGUCGCUCAUUGUUCGCUCUUUCAAGAUCGUCUCUACAACUUCCAGAACACAGGCAAACCUGAUCCAACCAUGGAUUCCACGCUACUAAACACACUAAAAACAAGAUGCCCUCAGAAUUCAACUGCUGAUAAACCAGUUAAUCUUGAUCAAAACCCUUUAAGCUCAAUGACUGUAGACAAUUCUUACUACAGACAAAUCAUUUUACACAGAGGAAUUCUUCAAAUUGAUCAAGAACUAGCCCUUGAUCCAUUAACCAACCUCACAGUUGCAGCCAUUGCUAAAGGGUUAGAUUUUUCGACUCGAUUUGGACAAGCCAUGGUCAAGUUGGGAGCAGUUGAAGUGCUCGCUGGUGCACAAGGAGAGAUCAGAAGAUCAUGCAGAGCCAUUAACACACCCUUGAAGAAUUAGGGUUGAUUUGAAUCAAUCUUGACAGAAUAUUGCAAUUAUUUUAUUUUAUUUUUUUA
Molecule: messenger RNA, 1077 nt
Organism: Olea europaea var. sylvestris
Lineage: Eukaryota; Viridiplantae; Streptophyta; Magnoliopsida; Lamiales; Oleaceae
Product: peroxidase 60-like
Exons: 4
Coding region: 26-1021 (331 amino acids)
Biological process (GO): hydrogen peroxide catabolic process; response to oxidative stress
Cellular component (GO): plant-type cell wall; plasmodesma
Molecular function (GO): peroxidase activity; heme binding
Source: RefSeq, a predicted model, not a curated record